Bactrocera oleae (olive fruit fly) is the source of this 1529-nucleotide messenger RNA. It is a transcript of the gene Smug, whose product is annotated as Single-strand-selective monofunctional uracil-DNA glycosylase. The record is from RefSeq and is a predicted model, not a curated record. Gene Ontology annotation, biological process: base-excision repair. Gene Ontology annotation, molecular function: oxidized pyrimidine nucleobase lesion DNA N-glycosylase activity; single-strand selective uracil DNA N-glycosylase activity. NCBI's taxonomy places the organism in Eukaryota, Metazoa, Arthropoda, Insecta, Diptera, Tephritidae.
CUUCUUCUAUUGGCGCGCUUACAAUAAUGUGUGUACUUUGCUUCACUUUAUUUACAGAGACUGAUCAUAUAUGAUAUAUAUCAUAUAUAUACGUUCUUUGGUAUUUAUAAAUACCUUAAGGAAGAGUGUUUACAACAUUAAAUCUGAAUUAAUGACAACAUACAAUACUGUACUAUAUUCUGAAUUGCCUUAUCAAGAACAAGCACUUAAGGAUAAGAACUGUAUUAAAUUGCAUACCUGCAGGCUAUACAAUUUAUAGGGUAGAUUUUGUCUUCCCAGUUUGCAUAAUUAUGAAGCUGCUUUUCUGGUUUGUUCGUGUUUUGUAGCAUCCUAAUACAAUUAUAAUUCUUACAACUGAGCAUAUUCCUUGGCGAUUCAAUUGCUUUUACCGUUUUUUAUAAAACGACGUUAUGAUUAUGUCGCGGGAAAAAUGAAUAAAGGAAAUAUUUUCUGGAGCACCAGCGUAUCUACUGGAGAGACUGUCAUGUCACUGAAUAGCCUACAGAAGUUUGCUGCUACCAGGAAGCGGCGUCUUUCAUUACAACCAACAGAAACAUCUUCAAAUUCGGCACACACUUCAACAUCCAACAGAUGUGACUCUAAAACGUCAGUUGUAAGCCAAACAUUUUGGAGUCGUUUCUAUAGUUUAGAAUGCCAGCUAAAUGAUGAUUUGCUAAGUAUUGAAAUACCAUCAAGUAUAACACAUGUUUACAAUCCAUUGGUUUAUGCCUCAAAUUUACACUGCGCUUACUUGGAAAAAUUCUUGGAUGGACCAAAGCGAGUUGUUUUCGUGGGCAUGAAUCCUGGUCCGAAUGGAAUGGGUCAAACUGGUGUACCUUUUGGUAACAUCUUAACUGUUCGUAAUGAAAUGGGAUUGUCUGGUGCGGUUCUGCAACCGCCUUCGGUACAUUUGAAGCGUCCUGUGGACGGCUUAGAGUGUACAAUUGAAGAACCAAGUGGUGUGCGAAUAUGGGGUUUAUUCAAAAAACUGGCGGGUGGAUCGCUGAUGACUUUUGGGAAAAAUUGCUUUGUACAUAAUUUUUGUCCGUUAAUUUUUUACGACAAGGGCGGAAGAAACAUUACUCCCAGUGAGUUGAAGGGAGAUUAUAAAGCAAUUAUUGGAAAGUUAUGUUUGGAGGCACUUGAUAAGGAGCUGGAUUUGUUACAGCCGGAGAUAUUAGUGCCAAUAGGAGAGUAUAUAAAUGGAAUAAUCAAACGUUCUCGACAUAUCAAUUCUCUUAAAAUUUGCAAACUUCAUCAUCCAAGUCCUCGUGCAUUGAAUAAUCAGAAUUGGCCUGAAAGGGCCGAAGAACUUUUACACAAAUUUGAUCUAGUUAAGUAUAUUAGCAAUGGAGUGUAGUACCCAAGAAUGAUAGGAAUAUAAUCUAUUAUUUUUAUAUCGUACGUCUAUACAUAUGUACAUACGUGCAUGCGUAUGUUAAAUAAAUCUGACAUCUAAUCAGUAUCUACAGUACAAACUAAGCAAUGUGCUUGAAAAAUUAAGCUAAUUUGUAUCAAAGUGAUAUGUA